Messenger RNA from Trichoderma reesei QM6a, 510 nucleotides. RefSeq lists its product as uncharacterized. NCBI's taxonomy places the organism in Eukaryota, Fungi, Ascomycota, Sordariomycetes, Hypocreales, Hypocreaceae. The record is from RefSeq and is a predicted model, not a curated record. Bases 1 to 510 code for a protein of 169 amino acids. The transcript has 4 exons.
AUGUCCGAGCACUAUGCUACUGCAUCGGCGUCGGGAAACAGGACGAAGAAAGGCGUCAAGGUGACCAAGAACAUCUAUAGCGACAAGGAAACCGAUGUCCAAGGGCCGCUUGAGGUGACCGGCUCGGUCCAGUGCAUGGGGAGCGUCAACUUCCAGGGCAACGUCUCCGUGAGGGGAGCAAUUGAGGCCUAUGGCAUGAUCACCACAAAGGGGCACAUGGUUUGGCAGGGACAGGUCAAGGCGCACGGCAACAUCAUGGUCAAUGGCUACCUAUCCUCCAGGGACAAGAUCAUAGCUUCCGGAAAGCUGAGAGUCGAAGGUGUCCUGGAGGGCAAUGACCUCGAGAUCUACGGAAACGUCAUUGUCAUCGGCUCUCUGACAUGCAGGCGCCUGAUUGUGUACGGCGCAUUGACGCUCAUCGGGCCGCAUUCCAGUUGUUUCGCAUCAGAAUCAACCGAACUUCUAGGGCCCUACCUGACGCGGGACUCGGAAGCGGACUGGGAUUUUUGA